AUGACAUCCCAUUCAAUUGCUUCAUGUGAAAACACAGCUGUGCCAAGUUGGCUUGAACUUCCAAAAGACAUCACAACAAACAUUCUUCAGAGGCUUGAUACCAUUGACAUUGUAACAAGUGUUCGUUAUGUGUGUCCUUUAUGGUGGAACAUUUUCAAGGAUCCUCUCAUGUGGCGCACUAUUCACAUAACAAGUGAUACUCGUUUUCAUUAUUAUGGCCAGUUGGUGAAGAUUUGUCAUUAUGCUAUUAAACAAAGUUGCGGUCAGUUAGAAGACAUUAGCAUGGAGAAGUUUGCAACUGAUGAUCUCCUUAAAUCCAUAGCUGAGAAUGCUAGUAAUCUACGAUGCCUGAAGAUUCCAAGUUGCCAUAGAAUUUCAAACAAAGGAUUCAAUGAAGCAGUAAAAAAGCUUCCACUGCUAGAGACGCUGGACAUUUCACUGUGCAACUUAACCACAGAUUCUCUUGAAGUUGUUGGCCAAUAUUGCCCUCUUUUAACAGUUCUCAAACUUGAGAGAAUGGGGUUUAGAUAUAAUGCACAUGACAUUGGUGAUGAGGCAUUUGUCAUUGCAAAAGCAAUGUUUGGAUUACGUCAUCUUAAUAUAAUAGGAAAUGUGCUAUCUGAUGCCGGGUUGCUUGCAAUUCUUGCUGGUUGCCCUCAUCUUGAAUCUCUUGAUAUUCGUGGAUGCAAAAAUCUUUUUUUGAAUGGAAGCUUGAAGAAACAGUGCCUUGAUCAGAUUAAAAAUGUGCAACUACCAGAAAUCGUUGUGAUUCCAGUGCCUAGAGUUUCACCAGUACCAACAUUUUAUAACUAUGAAGACUAUUCUGACGAUGACCGCAUUACAUAUUGGGAUUCUAUAAUAGAUGAUGAUUGUUACGAUCCUUACGAUUGA
Vicia villosa (hairy vetch) is the source of this 891-nucleotide messenger RNA. RefSeq names its product putative F-box/LRR-repeat protein 23. The coding region runs from base 1 to 891 and encodes 296 amino acids. Gene Ontology annotation, molecular function: protein binding. The record is from RefSeq and is a predicted model, not a curated record. The transcript has 2 exons. NCBI's taxonomy places the organism in Eukaryota, Viridiplantae, Streptophyta, Magnoliopsida, Fabales, Fabaceae.